Capsaspora owczarzaki ATCC 30864 is the source of this 501-nucleotide messenger RNA. RefSeq lists its product as hypothetical. Lineage: Eukaryota; Filasterea; Ministeriida; Capsasporidae. The transcript has a single exon. The annotation marks the transcript as partial. The record is from RefSeq and is a predicted model, not a curated record.
UUGCUUCGGAUGCCUCGGUUGCUUCGACCAUUUCAGCAUCUGAAGCCUCAGCCGCGUCGGUGGCGUCGACUCAAUCUGCCUCUGCUGCAUCGUUUGCUUCGGAUGCCUCGGUUGCUUCGACCAUUUCAGCAUCUGAAGCCUCAGCCGCGUCGGUGGCGUCGACUCAAUCUGCCUCUGCUGCAUCGGUUGCUUCGGAUGCCUCGGUUGCUUCGACCAUUUCAGCAUCUGAAGCCUCAGCCGCGUCAGUCGCGUCGACUCAAUCUGCCUCUGCUGCAUCGGUUGCUUCGGAUGCCUCGGUUGCUUCGACCAUUUCAGCAUCUGAAGCCUCAGCCGCGUCGGUGGCGUCGACUCAAUCUGCCUCUGCUGCAUCGGUUGCUUCGGAUGCCUCGGUUGCUUCGACCAUUUCAGCAUCUGAAGCCUCAGCCGCGUCAGUCGCGUCGACUCAAUCUGCUUCUGCUGCAUCGGUUGCUUCGGAUGCCUCGGUUGCUUCGACCAUUUCAG